AUGCCGCGACCCUCACGUGAAUCGUACGGUGAUCAAAAACCACCUUAUUCUUACAUUUCAUUAACAGCUAUGGCAAUAUGGAGUUCACCGGAACGUAUGUUGCCGCUGUCAGAAAUAUAUCGGUUUAUAAUGGACCGAUUCCCUUACUACAGAAGAAAUACGCAGAGAUGGCAGAAUUCAUUGAGACACAACCUUUCUUUCAACGAUUGUUUCGUGAAGGUGCCACGAAGACCGGACAGACCUGGCAAAGGAGCUUAUUGGACUUUGCAUCCACAGGCUUUUGAUAUGUUCGAGAAUGGAUCCCUAUUGCGUCGAAGAAAAAGAUUCAAGUUGCAGAAAGGUGAAAAAGAUAAUCUAAACGCUGAAUUGGCCGCCCUGGCGAGUUUUAAUAGGGCAUUUUUGGCUCGACAAGCGAAUGCGCCACCUCCGCCGUCGGCAUUGCCCAGCGCAAGUUUGUAUACGCCUCCAAUGUGUUCACAAAUGAGUCCUGAGCCCGCUGAAUUACCGGAAGUAGCUGUUACAGUUUUACCACGGGAGAGGCCACGAAGAGCAUUUACAAUAGAUGCUUUGUUGGAGCCUGAACCACCGAGAUCGUCUCCCUCACCUCCUCAGCCGAUGAUAGCAAUGCAAGUGAUGCCUCCCAUUCCGAGGCUGGAUUUGUCAAUGCCCUCGCCGUAUAUGCUAGCAGCGCAAAGGUAUCAGGCAGAGUUAUUGCAAGCGGCCGCCCAUGCCCUUCGUCCCUGCUACCUGCAGCCAACGCUGCUUCCCGUCGCGUGA
Messenger RNA from Zerene cesonia (dogface butterfly), 777 nucleotides. RefSeq names its product fork head domain-containing protein FD4-like. Gene Ontology annotation, biological process: cell differentiation; regulation of transcription by RNA polymerase II; anatomical structure morphogenesis. The coding region runs from base 1 to 777 and encodes 258 amino acids. The transcript has a single exon. Gene Ontology annotation, molecular function: RNA polymerase II cis-regulatory region sequence-specific DNA binding; DNA-binding transcription factor activity, RNA polymerase II-specific. NCBI's taxonomy places the organism in Eukaryota, Metazoa, Arthropoda, Insecta, Lepidoptera, Pieridae. The record is from RefSeq and is a predicted model, not a curated record.